AUGUCCGGUGCCAGGAAUCUCUCCGUCGCCCUCCGACGGGCUCGCGUGCCCAAGCCUCGCUCUCUGCUGCGUCCUCUGUCCGUCUGCGCCCCGUCUCCCGCGACCACUGCCGCCCGCGCCUUCAGCGUCACCUCCGCGGCCAAUGCGACCAAGGAGAUCAAGUACACCAGCAACGCCUACCCCAACCUCAAGCGGGAUCCCAAGUUCGCUGAAAUCUCCGCCGACGAUGUGGCUUUCUUCAAGGAAUUGCUGGGCGCCCAGUCCGCCGUGAUCGAUGGCGUUACCGCCGACGCGGCCGACGAUAUCGAGCCUUUCAACAGCGACUGGAUGCGCAAGUACCGCGGUCACACGAGACUGGUUCUCAAGCCCCAGACAAAGGAGGAGGUCAGCAAGGUGCUGCAAUACUGUAACGAGAAGAAGUUGGCGGUGGUUCCUCAGGGUGGCAAUACCGGGUUGGUCGGCGGUUCCGUGCCGGUGUUUGACGAGAUUGUCAUCAACCUGUCUCGCAUGAACCAGAUUCGCUCGUUCGAUGAGGCUUCCGGUGUGCUGGUUGUCGAUGCCGGUGUCAUCCUGGAGGUUGCCGAUCAGUACCUCGCUGAGCGCAACCACCUGUUCCCCUUGGAUCUGGGCGCCAAGGGUUCCUGCCAUGUCGGUGGCAAUGUGGCUACCAACGCUGGUGGUCUGCGUCUCCUCCGCUACGGCAGUCUCCACGGCACCGUCCUCGGUGUGGAGGCUGUUCUGGCUGACGGAACCGUCGUUGACGCUCUGUCGACCCUGCGCAAGAACAACACUGGAUACGAUUUGAAGCAGCUGUUCAUUGGUUCCGAGGGCACCAUCGGUAUCAUCACCGGUGUGUCCAUCCUGUGCCCCCCUCGUCCCAAGGCCGUCAACGUCGCCUACUUUGGUCUCGAGAGCUACGACCAGGUCCGCCAGGCCUACCAAGAAGCCAAGGGCCACCUGUCCGAGAUUCUCUCCGCCUUUGAGCUCAUGGACGGCCGCACGCAGAAGCUCGUCCACGAGUCCACUGGCACCAAGUAUCCCCUGGAAGGCGAGUACCCCUUCUACUGUCUCGUCGAGACCAGCGGAUCCAACGCUGAGCACGACAUGGCCAAGCUGGAGGGAUUCCUGGAGCACAUCAUGGGCGAAGGCAUCGUUGCGGACGGUGUCCUGGCUCAGGACGAGACCCAGUUCCACGCCAUCUGGCGCUGGAGAGAGGGUAUCACGGAGGCGCUGAGCCACCUGGGUGGCACCUACAAGUAUGACGUCUCCAUUCCUCUGCCGGAGCUGUACCAGCUGGUCGAGGACUGCAAGGAGCGUCUGACGAAGCUUGGAUUCGUUGGCGACGACGACUCGUUCCCUGUCCGUGCUGUUGUGGGAUAUGGCCACAUGGGUGACUCCAACCUGCACCUGAACAUCUCGGUGCGCCAGUACAACAAGGAGGUCGAGAAGGCCAUUGAGCCUUGGGUGUACGAGUGGAUCCAGAAGCGGAAUGGCAGCAUCAGUGCUGAGCAUGGUCUCGGUCUUGCGAAGAAGGAGUUUAUCGGAUACAGCCAGAAUGAAACCAUGGUGAAGUUGAUGAAGCAGCUGAAGGGGCUAUAUGACCCGAAUCCAUUGGCUGACUCAUUCUCUUCACCUCUCGACGCCUUGGCUUGUUGCACCUCGUUGAUCAGGCGGUCCAAGAUCCAUAGAACGUCCACAGUCGAUCGCACCAGGCUUGUGUCCCAGAUGGGGUCGUUCAUCGUUGAAAGUGUCAUGAUGACUAGGAUGCUCCGCGCGAGAUAUGACGACAUGUCAGGUCAUUAUCAGAUGCUGGAGGAGCUGGGAAGUGGAAGUUUUGGAACGGUGUACAAGGCCAUUGAAAAGGCUACCGGAGAGAUUGUGGCGGUUAAACAUAUCGAUCUCGAAUCCAGUGAAGAUGAUAUCCAAGAAAUCCAGCAGGAAAUCUCCGUCCUCGCUACCUGUGCGAGCCAAUUCGUGACGCAAUACAAGGCGAGUUUUCUGAGAGGUCAUAAGCUGUGGAUUGUGAUGGAGUAUCUCGGUGGUGGAUCCUGUCUGGACCUGCAAUUGCUGCUGGGUCUGGAUUAUCUGCACAGCGAAGGCAAGAUCCACCGCGACAUUAAAGCCGCCAAUGUACUUCUGUCGCAUACCGGAAAGGUCAAGCUGGCGGAUUUCGGCGUGGCCGCACAGUUAAUCAAUAUCAAAUCCCAACGCAACACCUUUGUCGGAACGCCGUUUUGGAUGGCGCCCGAAGUGAUCCAGCAGGCUGGAUACGAUUACAAAGCGGAUAUCUGGUCCCUAGGUAUUACAGCGAUCGAGAUGAUCAACGGCGAGCCGCCACACGCCAGCACUCACCCCAUGAAAGUGCUCUUUUUGAUUCCCAAGGAACCCGCCCCCCGCUUGCAAGGCGACGACUAUAGCAACACCUUCAAGGACUUUAUUGCACAAUGCUUGACCAAGGACCCCGACCGAAGGCCGAGCGCCAAGGAGCUUUUGAGACACAAGUUCAUCCGCAAUGCGGGGAAAACGGAGGCUUUACAGGAGCUGAUUCACCGGAGGCAGGACUGGGAUGCUGGUCGGGGUGUGACGCACAAAGUGAAGUAUUAUGCAGAGUCCCUCAAUACGAUUCGGAACCUGGAUGAUGAUGACGGAUGGGUCUUUGAUACCGUGAAAGCUCCCACGAUGGCUAUCCGCGAAGAGCCCGACGACUUUGAGAACGAGCCGGAACCCCAGGACUGGGUGUUUGAUGAAGCCUCCGAGCUGAUGGACGACUUGCACAUCUCUAGCCCACCUAUUCCACCGAAGCAUGCAACGAAUACCGCCGUCAGACGGGCACCGGCCCCCGAACGCAGUCCAUCCUUGCGGCGUGCCAAGCGACGAUCCAGCGGGGUGAAGCAACCUUUGGGGGUGGACAUGAGCUUUGGGAACAGUCCCUCGACCGUUCGUCAAUUCCGUCGGGUGUCGGAUAAGAUCCCCGCCGACGCUUCAUACCCCCCGCAGUAUUCCUACACGGACGAAAAUGCCAGUCCCAAGACGCUCUUCUCGGAGCCCAACAGCAAGGAAGCACAGCUGGGCCGUCGCGCAUACAGCAAGGCGGUGGGACUUGCCUGUCAGGAGGUGUUGGGCACGACGGGAGAUGACGAGAAGCGCGAGGCAAUUUCCCGGCUGGCCGAGGCGUGGAGUGAUCUGGAAAUGAUCGACCCCGAGGGUCUGUAUCACAUCGUGAGGGCGAUGACGGAGCGACUGCAAGGCGACCCCAAGCUGGCCAGCCUCGUCCCACCCGCUCCACCGGCCGAAUCCCCACAGAGGCCGCGACUGGUUCUGGCACAAAACAACCCACAUCUGAAAAGCCAUCGGCGCCGCCAGAGUGCGGCAGUGGCCGAGCCCAACCUGCAGCCGGCGCAGCUGGCGAAUCUCCCGGGCCAGCAAGUGCCGGGGAUGGAGCACACGAAGCAGUUGUCGGAUGUGCUCUAUCAACGAUGGUCUGAAGGCCUCCGCAACCGCUGGCCGGGGAUCUAA
Molecule: messenger RNA, 3516 nt
Organism: Aspergillus neoniger CBS 115656
Lineage: Eukaryota; Fungi; Ascomycota; Eurotiomycetes; Eurotiales; Aspergillaceae
Exons: 9
Coding region: 1-3516 (1171 amino acids)
Biological process (GO): protein phosphorylation
Cellular component (GO): mitochondrion
Molecular function (GO): FAD binding; protein kinase activity; ATP binding
Source: RefSeq, a predicted model, not a curated record